AUGCGCCCAAUUUACCUGCUCCUCUUGGCCGCACUCGAGGCGGCCAGCUUCGCCGCCGGCCCGAAUCGAGAGCAGUGUCUGACUACGGAUGCCGGCGUGGUUGGGCCCGUGGUUGCUGAGGAGUGCGAGAAUCUCAACCCCGUGGCCUGCGCCGCGCAGGAGCGGAAUGAGUGCGAAGAGGUGGACGGCGAGCGCAGCGGGCGCAUGGCAGAAGGUGUCGACAAGACGAGGGAGUGGAAGAUUGGCGGCGAGUUUGAGUGGAUGGUGAUGCUAAAGUCUGGAGGCACGUGUUCCGGGAUGCUUGUGGACGAGGAGUGGGUGCUUACGGCCGCGCACUGCGUAGCCAACGACGAGGGUGCCCCCCACGGGACCACAGUGCACCUCGCGCACGACGAGACCGGGCCAACGCCAGGGUGGUCGCCUGACUUGGCCGGCACCCCUCUUGACGUGCCGACCAGCAGCGUCCACCUGCCCCAGAAAGCGCGCAAGUUGAGGCCGAUCGCGCUCAGCAAUAACCCGACGACGUCUGGCAUCAGCGUGGCUGGAUUUGGAGCGGACGAGUACCAUCAGAAUGCCGGGUGGAAUCUGCGCACCAAUCAAGCGCGUUCAGUCAACACGGUUGGCCCAAUCGUAUUCCACUCAGCGGGUUACAUGGAGACCCAUAUGUCGUCGGGUUCCCAUCUGCAAGCCGAUCCCCAAACUGACGGUUCCAUGUGCGGCGGCGACUCUGGCGGCGCCUACUUCAUCACAAACGAUUGUGGGUGGCCCGAGCUGGUCGGCGUGCACACAGCGAGUGAUUCCGAAGACUGCAAAACAGGCAAAACCAACUGGGCAGAUAACCUCCGUCACAGCGACUUCAAGAGCUGGAUCUGCUCCACCACAUCCAAUAAGCUGGCCUACUGCACGGACUCGGGCGCUUGCACGCCAAGGCCGGACAAGUUGGAGGGCUUUGCACAUGGCACUUGUUGCACGAUGGUCGUGGCCGGCAUUAACAGCAAGAUGACCUCGUGCGCGUACUGCGAGAGCUCCGACAUCUCCGUGUCGCUUAUCGGUGGCAUAAAGGCAGGCGACCACACAGGCAAUGGCUGUUACUGUGAGACUAUGUAUGUCUGUGGCGCUGGGCAUAGCGGCUGCUCCUCCUCGUGCCUUCCUGGCGACGCACUGGUCACCGCAAUCAUUGGCGAGGCUGUUCCUGGAGCUGUGCUUCCCAUCUCGGACGUGCCCCAUGGAGCAAAGGUCCUCACAACCGGCGGCUUCUCGCCGAUCUACCUGUACGGCCACUCUGACAGCGAGGCCGUGUCGCCAAUGCAUCGCAUCGAGACCGACUCGGGCCACGCAGUUGAGCUUUCAGCCCAGCACUUCAUCGAGGCGGACGACGAGCACAUCUUAGCCAAAGACGUCCAAGCCGGCAUGCGCAUGUCGUUGUCUGACUCCGCAGGGGCUCUCACUCACGUGACAGUCAGCCGUGUCAUGUCCGUGAUGAAGCAGGGCCUCUACUCCCCCUUUACGAUGCACGGUGAUAUUGUCGUCGCAAGCAGGGCCAACUCGAGCGCCGGCAUCGUCGUCUCGGAUCAAUCCGAAUGGUUCGCCGAGGGGCACAUGCCGACGAGGUUUAUCCCAGCACUCUACCACGCUUUGCUCGCUCCGGUCAGGGCGCUCUUUGUACUCAGCCCGGCGUGGGUCGGCCGCUUCCAUGCGGUCACCACAGGCAUUCACAACGCACUGAACGAGGCAGGCGCGUGGCAAGUUGUAAAGGACGCCAUCGCCAGCGGCCCCUGGUGGGCUGACUGA
This is a messenger RNA of Emiliania huxleyi CCMP1516, 1791 nucleotides long. RefSeq lists its product as hypothetical. Gene Ontology annotation, biological process: protein autoprocessing. The transcript has 9 exons. NCBI's taxonomy places the organism in Eukaryota, Haptophyta, Isochrysidales, Noelaerhabdaceae. Gene Ontology annotation, molecular function: serine-type endopeptidase activity. The coding region runs from base 1 to 1791 and encodes 596 amino acids. The record is from RefSeq and is a predicted model, not a curated record.